UCUGUCUCCUUGUUUUCUGUGAUGGAUCACAGGUUGUCGUGGUUGCUAUCCACUGUUGAUUCUUGAUACAAUGCUGCCAGGUAGAUCCUGUGACACAUUUCCUCAUUCAUGGGAUGGAUUAGGGUGUCUAGCUGGGGAAUAAAUACAGCCACUGGGAAUGGUCACUCUCAGAGUGAAUUCCUCCAUCUCGCUCACUUACCAGUGCAUAGCCAAACACAGCUGCUCAACAUGAAGCUGGUCGUGGUCCUCAUGCUGGCUGCCCUCCCUCUUUACUGCUAUGCAGGUUCUGGCUGCCAAUUGCUGGAAGAUAUUGUGGCAAAGACCCUUGAUUCCUCUGUGUCUACAGAUGACUACAGAGAAGUUCUGAAAGAUUACAUCAAUACUCAACUGGACGAACUAGCUGUAAAUGAACUCAAAGAGUGUUUUCUCAGCCAGUCCGAUGAGACUCUGGCCAAUACUGGGGUGAUGAUGGAAUCCAUUUACAAUAGUGGCUGGUGUAAGCUAUUUUAAUUUCCUGCAAGAUCGCUGACCCAGAGAACAGCACACUGUGAUUGGAAAAUGCUGAUGCUAUGACUUAUGCUUGUGAUUUCUUCUCCCAUUAUGCCUGUUCACCUAGAAACUGCAAGACAAUUGUUGAAACCUCAAGUGCAUUUUGAUUUCAAUAAACUGCAGAAAGCUUA
This is a messenger RNA of Ochotona princeps (American pika), 680 nucleotides long. RefSeq names its product mammaglobin-A. Bases 109 to 510 code for a protein of 133 amino acids. Lineage: Eukaryota; Metazoa; Chordata; Mammalia; Lagomorpha; Ochotonidae. Gene Ontology annotation, biological process: androgen receptor signaling pathway. The transcript has 3 exons. The record is from RefSeq and is a predicted model, not a curated record.